UGACAGGUCAGUGUCAAAUGCCCUGAUAUUUACCAAAAAUAAUACUUUUUUUCUACAAAAAAUUAUGUUUCCCAUGUUUAAUCUUGAUGAAGAACUGCAACAAGAAAAGACAUAUAGUCAUCCUUGGGAAAGAUCUAUAAAAGAUGCUUACAGAAACAGAAUAAAAACUGCACAUAAUUCAAUAAAUAAUCGUCGCUAUUCAGCAAAGAAAGAAAAAAGUACUGGAAAAUCCAUUGAGCGAGUAAAGUUUACGGUUAUUGGCAAUAGAGUUACCAAAGAAUUUAUUUAUUGUAUCAAUUUGGUAAAAGGUCUUUAUAAGUACAGGAAAGACUACUUUGAAUCUCCUGUUAUAAGAGGUGUAACUGGAGUUGAUUGGCCACAUGUAUGGAAUGAUUUAAAAAUUCAAUACGGUGGCCUAGCCUACUGCUUGACGUCGCAACUCGUGGUAUUCCUCAAUGACAAAAUCGUUGGCGGAGAAAAGGAACUAAAAGAGUUAAUUGAAACGAGAUUCACCUACCGCCUGUCUUUGAAUUAUUAUUAUGAGAGUGUGAAACAGUUCGCAAAUUUUAUUAAAGGCUCUGGUAGACCUACAGUUUUCAUGCACAUAUCGAUAAAUGAUGAACACAUUGGGACAAUGAUAUUUAUGCUCUAUGCCGAUGUAGUACCAUACACUUGCGAGAACUUCUUGCGUUUGUGCAAGACAACAAAAGGCGGGUACAGCGGCACCCCAGUGCACCGGAUCGUGAAAGACGGCUGGAUACAAUGUGGAGGGUAUGGUUUAAAGGGCACGAAUCUGGAUUGCGAAAACUUUAUAGUACCGCCUGAUAAACGUGGGGUGCUUUGCAUGGCUAACGCUGGCAGGCACGUGGAUUGUUCAACUCAAUUCUUCGUCCUUCUUCAACCAUCCCCUUGGAUGCUACACAAGUAUGUGGCGUUCGGUCAGCUCAUAGACGGAGAUAGCACUUUACGCAAAAUUGAAAAUGUUGAAACUUGGUAUGAAUCUCCGAAACAAAAUAUCACCAUUUAUCAAGCUGGAAUUUUGAACAUAGACUGUCAAGAUAUAAUGAUAAAUCGAGGCACACAUGAAUAUAUACAUGGACACAUUGAAGACCUAUUCGCAUUGGGAGAGGAGUUAUGGGAGGAAAUAAUUGGAAGAGUUUUCUUAGAAAUACAGAUGAGAGAAAAUGCAAUGCUUGAAGUUCUGUUUGAAGGUGAAGAAGAACAUGUUUCAAACGAAUUGCACCUUCAUGCAACCGCGAGGUUCAUGAAAAAAGGAAUUGCACCAAAUAUGUCAAAACUUCAAAAAUCUAAGAGCCUAGAUGAGACAAAGUCACCGGAUAGUGAGCAUGAAAAUAAUGAUUUCGAUGUAUCUGAGUACCAGUAUGAGGAAGAAGAGGACUUGUACAGGGACUUGAUAUCUGUGAAAGAAUCAGAAAGUCUCGUAGUUAAACCUGAAAAGCCGUAUUACCUACCACUUACAGACGUGCCUUAUCCUGGAGAAGUGAGCUCAGAAUAUGAUUUGAAAAAAUUUGUAAGGGGCGAUUACUGCUUAGAAACAGACUUGAUGGAAGCGGAUAAAGUUAAAGAAAGUGUAUACGUCCAUAAAGUUGAAACAUUCCCGGCUGAAAUAUUGCAGUUAGCAUCAAAUGAGUCUUCGGAUGCAUCAGAGAAUUCGUUAGAUUCGGACGAGGAAGCGGAAAUAAAACAGUUUUUAAAACACAAGACUGACACUGCUAGUUUUGCCGGCGAGGUCAUACGUGGUAUAUCAAGAGCUAAGCAUGAUGGAAUCUUGCUGAACCCAAGAAAGGCAGCAUUAACUGACGAUGAACUCCGUUACAAAAAGUUAAACUCGGAGAAAAUCAACACAAAUAGGCAAGUGUCUAUGUUAGUUCCCGAUAAUUCACAACCAGCAAGGCAAAUAAAAAGGAAAAUAACGGGUUUUUAUAAGCCCUGCGAUUGGAAACAUGAAACAAGUGAAGAUAAUGACAGUAGCGAUGGUCUAAGGUCUGUGCGCAUAGACCCAGGGUCAGUGGCCUGGGCCCCCCCUUCGAAGAUAAUUCGCAGGCCCACUACGUUCUCACGACCCGGCGCCUUCGAAUCCGGCAUGGACUUGCCCGUCCUAAGUCGCAAACGUCCGCAAUUGUUCCGUUUCCUCGACACUGAGGACGAAAUCUCGGCACCAACUUUAAAAGAAUUCAGGCGUUAUACUUCAGAGAGGAAUAGCAUGAUGUUGACACGUACAACAUUAGAAAUUGGAUCAGAUGACCAACUCACACACUAUCGUCCCUAUUUCGCCAAUGAGACCUCGUCUCAUAAGAGGCCCGCCCGUAGUCUCGAAUCACUGAAAACUUCUAUGCAAAGUGUCGCGUUCGCGAGAAAACGACCUUCCAUGUCAGUCGAAGAGUAUCAAUUGAGAAAUCAACAAUAUAAAGCAAAGACGCAAGAAAAUAACUAAACAUAUCUACUUCAUGUGACGUUGUUAUAGAAAAUAUUUAACUUUUUUUACCAACACGGCGGCUGGAAAGUCAUUCUGAAAAUACGUAUUAACUAUUUUUUACCCUCGUACCAUAAAUUUUAUUAAAUAAAUUUUACAUUGAU
Messenger RNA from Cydia splendana, 2598 nucleotides. RefSeq lists its product as uncharacterized. NCBI's taxonomy places the organism in Eukaryota, Metazoa, Arthropoda, Insecta, Lepidoptera, Tortricidae. Gene Ontology annotation, biological process: protein peptidyl-prolyl isomerization. The transcript is spliced from 16 exons. Gene Ontology annotation, molecular function: peptidyl-prolyl cis-trans isomerase activity. Bases 65 to 2455 code for a protein of 796 amino acids. The record is from RefSeq and is a predicted model, not a curated record.